GAGUGGGUGAGGAUGUGUGUGUGUCUGUGUGCUGUACUGUCUGAGGGUUCAGCAUGGAUGUAUGUCUUUGGCAGUUGGACAGGUGAAUUCUUGGACUUUAUGAGGAUAUGCAAUAUGUUACAGUUUAUUAGGGUGUGUUUUCUAAAACUGGAGGAAUCUCUCUUCAUGGGAACGCAGGCUGUUGUAGUGAGUUAACAACAUGCAGGCUGUUGUAGUGAGUUAACAACUCUCUUUACUGCAUGGCUUGAUUCUAUGUCUCCUUAUGGAUUAUAGUACAGUAGGAACCGUCAAAGUCUUGGUGUGACUUUUUUGGAUGUACAAGUUAUAAACUGGUACAUAGAUUUUUGACUUAUCUGAGCAAAUGGUGGCAGUGAGGAGACAAUGAAGAGGUCAGGGUUCCUUUGUGUGACAGUGCUGUGCUUGGAGUUCUUCUGUCUAAUCUCCUCCCAGCCUCAGUCCAAGCUUCAGCAGUGUAGACCGAUGGUGGGUCCCUCUGCCCUGCCUGUGCUACAGAGGGACGGGAAUGUGAUGCUAGGGGGCCUCUUCUCCCUCCAUGACAUGGUGAUGCAGCCUGACUUCUUCUUCACCUCCAAACCAGCCCGCUCACGCUGCACCGGGUUUAACUUCCGGACAUUCCGCUGGAUGCAGACCAUGAUGUUUGCCAUCGAAGAGAUCAACAGAGAUGAUCAUCUGCUCCCCAACUUCACUCUGGGAUAUAAGAUAUAUGAUUCGUGCAGUACUCCUUACCACGCCUUGAGGGCUUCUGUGGAACUGAUGGGGGGAGAAGGGGAAGGAGAGGUGGAGGGGGGAUCCUGUCAUGGCCUGGUUCCAGUGGUCAUCGGGGAUGGAGGUUCCACUCUGUCUCUGGUGGUGGCUCGCUUCCUGGGAGUCUUCAGAUUACCUCAGGUCAGUUAUUUCUCUAGCUGUGCAUGUCUCAGUAACAAGGCAGAGUUCCCAGCCUUCCUCAGGACCAUGCCCAGUGACUUCUUCCAGGUGGAUGCUCUGGUGCAGCUCGUCCAGCACUUCAGCUGGAAAUGGGUGGGUGUGGUUGCCGGGGACGAUGCAUAUGGUCGUGGGGGAGCACAAAUAUUUUCUGAGAAGGUGCAGAGGCUCGGUGCCUGCAUGGCCCUCCAUGAAAUCAUCCCCAAAAACCACGCGGAGGGGGCCAUGGCCUCCAUCGUUGCCCGUAUUCGGUCCUCUGGGGCUGGCGUGGUUCUUGUGUUUGCCCUGGAGCAGGAUGCUGGCGCUUUGUUUGACGAGGCCCUGCGGCAGGGUCUGACAGGGGUGCAGUGGCUGGCCAGCGAAGCCUGGAGUACAGCCUCAGUUCUCUCCACCCCUCCCCGCUUCCUCCCCAUCCUCCAGGGCUCCAUGGGCUUUGCCAUCCGCCGAGCUGUGCACAUCCCUGGACUACAGGAGUUCCUGCUGCGUCUCCACCCCUCCAGCCCAGACGCCUCCGAGGACCCGUUCCUACGCCCUUUCUGGGAGGAGGUGUUUAAGUGUAGCCUGCAGGGUGAUGGGGGUGGAGAUAGUCAGGGGGGUAAACCUCUGUGCUCUGGUUCUGAGGACCUGGGCAGUGUCAGGAACAUCUACUCUGACGUGUCUCAGUUGAGGAUAUCCUAUAAUGUGUACAAGGCUGUGUACGCCAUCGCCCACGCACUGCAUGCUAUGAGGAGCUGUGAGACAGGAAGAGGACCUUUCCCUCUGCAUGCCUGCCCAAAUACUGACAGCAUACAGCCAUGGCAGCUCCUGCACUACCUGAAGAAGGUGGAGUUCUCUAACUCGUUUGGUGAUGAGACUAAGUUUGAUGUGAACGGGGACCCAGUAGCUGUGUAUGACCUGGUGAACUGGCAGUUGGGGGCAGAGGGCCAGGUGAAGUUUGUCACAGUGGGGAGGUUUGACGAGACUACCAGCCUGGGCAGGAAGAAACUAUACAUCCAGAAAACAGACAUCAUCUGGAAUGGAAACCAGACGACAGUCCCUCUGUCAGUAUGCAGUAGCAGCUGUCUUCCAGGCACUCGGAGGGCCAUCAGGCCUCACUUCCCUGUCUGCUGCUUUGACUGUGUGGUCUGUACAGCAGGGGAGAUUAGCAAUAAGACAGAUGCUAUAGAGUGUGUUCGCUGCCUACCUGAGUUCUGGUCCAAUGAGGAGUGUACAGCCUGCAUCCCCAAGCAGGUUGACUUCCUGUCCUACGGUGACACAAUGGGUAUGGCUCUGCUCUCCGUGGCCCUGCUGGGGUCCUUCUGCACUGCCACAGUCGUCCUCAUAUUCGCCUGUCACCACGCCACCCCCAUCGUCAGGGCCAACAACUCUGAGCUGAGCUUCCUGCUGCUCUUCUCCUUGACUCUGUGUUUUCUGUGUUCUCUUACUUUCAUUGGCCGGCCCUCUGAGUGGUCCUGUAUGCUGCGCCACACAGCGUUUGGGAUCACCUUCGUCCUCUGCAUCUCUUGUGUUCUGGGGAAAACAAUAGUGGUGUUGAUGGCCUUCAGGGCUACACUUCCAGGUAGUAAUGUCAUGAAAUGGUUUGGGCCUCUACAGCAGAGAGCCUUCAUCUCACUCUGUACUUUGGUCCAGGUGGUGAUCUGUGCUGUGUGGCUGGCUGUUUCCCCUCCCAGCCCACGCAGACUGAUGACACGUGAGAGUGCCUGUGUCAUCCUCCUAUGUGAUGAGGGCUCAGCCCUGGGCUUCUGCCUUGUGCUGGGCUACAUCGGCCUGCUGGCCUCUCUCUGUCUCCUCUUAGCCUUCCUGGGCAGAAAACUCCCAGACAACUUCAACGAGGCCAAGCUCAUCACCUUCAGCAUGCUGAUCUUCUGUGCCGUGUGGGUGGCCUUCGUCCCUGCCUACGUCAGCUCUCCUGGGAAGUACUCCACGGCCACGGAGGUGUUCGCCAUCCUGGGCUCCAGUUUCGGCCUUCUGACCUGCCUCUUCCUGCCCAAAUGUUACAUCAUUCUGCUGAAGCCUGAGAAGAACAACAGGAAACACCUCAUGGCCAAGUCUGAAUCUGACAAGACAUUCUGACAAGGCCCGCCCCCCCUUUUGUAGGCCCGCGGAUCAAUUUGCAAAACUGAUCAAUUCAUUUUUUUUUAGGACAGUCAGGUUAUCAACUUAAUAUUGAAUAUUAAGAAUGGUAGAAUACACAAGGUGAAAUAUAGAAAUGUGGUUGAGCGUCAGCAUUUUCCUGUUGUUGUGUCAGUCACUGACAGUCUCUCAAUUAGCCCAUGGCAGCUAACGUUUUUCUAGAUUGCUCUAGCCAGCUAUCAUAAAAUUGUAGUAAUCAUGGUCAAAUUACCACUCUCAUUCAGUUAACAUAUUGAAAACUGCAACACUUCUCUACAACCUAUGGCAAAAUUUGUGGAAUUACAGGAAAAUAGCUGUAAAAUUGCUAAAUCUUCUCUCUGCCACAUGGGAAAAUGUGUAGAAUUGCAAGAAACUUGCUUUAAAACUGCACCAAUUUCUCUACGCCCAAUGCAAAAUGUAUAGAUAUAUACAACUUUUUCUCUGCUGUCAAAAAAGAAGAAGAAUUGUCCUCCCAACAAAAUGUAACGUAGGGCCCUCAGAAAAGACUACUGCAUGUGUGGGUAUGGAUGUGGGUAGGCAGACCGCGAGCUACUGCUGCCCCACAUGAGUUCAGAUUUUUUUGUGGCCCCUCCCUGAUUUAGAUUGUGUGGAAAUUAUAAUGUAGUUUCAGGAAGUUCAAUCAGGAAGUCUGAAUGGUCAUUUAACUAUAUCUAGUAUGUGUAAUAAUACCUUUUGUUUCCUAUUCUAGGGGCAUAGUGGGAAUGAAUACAAACGUGUCAUCAUCACAGUGAGAAUGAAAACGAACAUGUCAUCAUCACAGUGAGAAUGAACACAAACGUGUCAUCAUCACAGUGAGAAUGAAAAGAAACAUGUCAUCAUCACAGUGAGAAUGAACACAAACGUGUCAUCAUCACAGUGAGAAUGAAAAGAAACAUGUCAUCAUCACAGUGAGAAUGAACACAAACGUGUCAUCAUCACAGUGAGAAUGAAAAGAAACAUGUCAUCAUCACAGUGAGAAUGAACACAAACGUGUCAUUAUCACAGUGAGAAUGAACACAAACGUGUCAUCAUCACAGUGAGAAUGAAAAGAAACAUGUCAUCAUCACAGUGAGAAUGAAAAGAAACAUGUCAUCAUCACAGUGAGAAUGAAAACAAACAUGUCAUCAUCACAGUGAGAAUGAAAAGAAACAUGUCAUCAUCACAGUGAGAAUGAAAAGAAACAUGUCAUCAUCACAGUGAGAAUGAAUACAAACAUGUCAACAUCAUGAUGUUCUCCAGAGUGGCGCAGGGGUCUAAGGCACUGUAAUACCAGCGCAAGAGGUGUUAUUACAGUCCCUGGUUCACAUCUGGUUGGGAUUGGGUGUCCCGUAGGGCGGUGCACAGUGUCGUCCGGGGUAGACCAUCAUUGUAAAUAAGUAUUUGUUCCUAAAUGACUUGCCUAGUUAAAUAAAGGUUACAUUUAAAAAACG
Molecule: messenger RNA, 4484 nt
Organism: Oncorhynchus kisutch (coho salmon)
Lineage: Eukaryota; Metazoa; Chordata; Actinopteri; Salmoniformes; Salmonidae
Product: extracellular calcium-sensing receptor-like
Exons: 9
Coding region: 382-3015 (877 amino acids)
Biological process (GO): G protein-coupled receptor signaling pathway
Cellular component (GO): plasma membrane
Molecular function (GO): G protein-coupled receptor activity
Source: RefSeq, a predicted model, not a curated record